Molecule: messenger RNA, 1254 nt
Organism: Phaedon cochleariae (mustard beetle)
Lineage: Eukaryota; Metazoa; Arthropoda; Insecta; Coleoptera; Chrysomelidae
Source: the annotation of a GenBank genome assembly
AUGAAAUUCUUCAUUCGGACUCCUCAGCAACGUGCUCCGCGCUUAGGAGUACUCAAAGACAUAGACAACAGGCCCAACGUUGAAAUAGAAACGCCGCUGGCACUUCUCCAUACUCAAGGGGGCCAUAUUCCCCAUGUUACCCACGAAGUAUUCAAACUAGUCAGCAAAGACCCCCAAAUUCUGCAAAUUCCUCUAGUGAGCAUGCACUGUUUUCGAGAGACGAUGACGUAUUAUGAUGGGACGAUUUCAGAAUUCAUCGGGAGCACAAACAGUCUUUCCUGUCUAACUCUACAUGAUCCGAGCAAUCUGACAAAGCAGGGACAUCACAUUAGAAAUAAGGUUCCUAUUUGGACCAAGCAGGGUAAGGUCCUUUAUGAUCCAGAAAUGUAUAUGGAUAUUGUGGAAUCCUUCAAACCUGACAUGUACUGUUUGUUAUCAGAUGGGGAUACAAAUAUGACUAGCGCCCAAAAGCGAAUAUCAAAAGCAGUGGAGAAUACAAUUAGUCUGAGUAGACAGUGUUUAGAGAGACAUAAAAAGUCAGUUCAGCUGAAAAAUACAUUUGUGAUAUGUCCAAUUGCUGGGGGGUAUUGCCUCAAUGCUAGGGAAAAGUGCUUGAAAGCUUUACUAGCAGAUCAAGAUGAGCUGAAUGGCUUUCUUGUGGAUGGAUUGCACAACAAUGGGCCAGAGGUAGAAUUUUUACCAUUUGAAGAAGUGAGAGGAGUUGUGGAAUUCACUAUAAAAAACAUUCCUCCAGACAAGCUCUGCUCCAUGCAAGGAUGCUGGAACCCACUGAAUGUUCUUAAACUCGUUCAGCUUGGAGUGGAUAUGUUUGACACUUCUUAUUGCAGAAUUUUAACUGAACGUUCAGCAGCCCUCACAUUCAGUAUGGAAGAAGAGGAAGGUAGUGAGAGUUAUGAAAUCAAUCUGAGGCAGUCAAAGUAUGCUUAUGAUUUCACAUCAAUAAUGUCUUCUUGUCAGUGCUUAGCAUGUGCUAAAUAUUCCAGAGGGUAUAUCCAUCAUUUAUUGACAGUUCAGGAGCUGUUGGCACCUGUGCUCAUCAUGAUUCAUAAUAUUCACCAUUAUUUGAAGUUUUUCAAGAAAAUUCGGGAGUGCAUUGAGAAUGACACAUUGAGUGAAUUGGAGCAUCUAAUUUCAGAUCAAUAUAAAAGUCAUCAAGAAAAGAUUCUGAGUGGAAAAGUGGAUGAAGAAGAGCUGCAAGGCUUUUUGAACAAUAUGGGAGACAUAGAGUUUUAG